Molecule: messenger RNA, 2254 nt
Organism: Camelina sativa (false flax)
Lineage: Eukaryota; Viridiplantae; Streptophyta; Magnoliopsida; Brassicales; Brassicaceae
Source: RefSeq, a predicted model, not a curated record
CAUUUCUAAAUUUUCCAACUCAUCUCUUCUUCUCUCAUUACCAAAAACGGUAAUCUCAGAACAAAAUCUAGGGUUUUCCAUUCCCGGGCGUCUUCUUCCUCUGAAAUUUCGUCUUUUCGCUUCAAUGGAGGAGGUGGAUUGCAAUUUACCAGUCACGAAGACCACUUCGGAACCCUCAGAUGCUUGUACCACAGAUGACGCCAUUCGAGCUUUACUCGUUUACUUAGUCGACCCUUUGCUUCCAUUCAAAUCAUUUGAUGUCCCUUCCAAGCCCCUCCGCGAAUCUGUCGCCAAGCAGGUUCAUGCUGUUGUGUUGCUCUUCAAUUAUUACCACAGGAGAGACAACCCUCAUCUUGAAUGUUUGUCUUUUGAGUCGUUCAGUAGCUUAGCUACGGAUCUGAGACCUGCUCUGCUGCUGCAUUUGAAGGAGGAUUCUUCUGGGAGAGAUGGUGAUUCAGACCAUACCGUUUUGCUGGAGAAGGUUGUUAAAGAUGCGUGUAGUUUAUCCAUGAGCUUAGAUGCGUCUUCAGAUCUUCUUGUCUUGAACAAGUUCCCUAUAAGGACAGUUGCGGUUCUGCUAGUUGACUCUGAGAAGAAGAACUGUUAUCUUAAACACAGCUUCAUCACACAAGGUGUGUGGUCACUACUUGAAAACCCCAUUGAGAAAGACAAAACUGCUAUAGCAAAUCAGAAACAAGAGGUCGUCUUUCAAAAAGUUGCAUUUGCUGCUGUUAAGGAGGCCACAGGUGUUAAUCACAAGGACAUUGUGAUAUUGGAGAGGCAUUUGGUAUGCUCCUUGAGUGAAGAGAAGACUGCAAUCCGCUUUUACAUAAUGAAGUGCACUUCACAAGACAAGUUUUCUGGAGAAAAUCCCGUCGAAGAAAUGCUUACUUGUAUGCAGGGUCCUUUAUUUGAGAAGAGCUUCUCCGAGUGGUCUACAAAUUCCAGAGUGGAAUACUUUCAUGUUCUCCCAUAUGCCAGCCUCAUACAAGAUUGGUUUUCCAGGCGAGGAGAUACUGAAUCUUUGAUAGAGAAAGAAUCAGAAGCUGUAUGUGAUGACAGAGAAAGCAAUGGCAACGAAGAUGCAACCAAUGAGUUGGAACUUUCUGACAUUUUUGGAAGAGGAGGAAAUGCUGCUUCUAGAAGGCGUAAUGAAAUUAAAGCCAAAAAAGUUGCCGCUCUACUUAGCAAUCCUAGAGCUAGAAGGAAAGCUACUCCGGGGAUACAUAAUCGAUACUUUAAAGGAAGUAUGAAAUCUAAUGUCCAUUUGGAGAAUGUAGAUAAUGAAACGAGCCCUUGUAAAGAUGGGUACUCGAAUGGAGGGAAAGGUGGUUUGGAGGUUGCAUCUGAUCCAAAUGAUCACAAAGAAAGAGGUAUCCAGAGGAAGAAAGCUGUUACUGACAGACUUAAUAGCAUUUUUAAGCUUAAUGUAGCUCCUGUUUCUGCUCAUAACUCUAACCAAAACCUUGAGGAGCUACAGACGUCUCUUCUUUCUAGAGCUACAUCACUAUCCGAAACUGCAUUGAAAGUUCUUCUUUGCAAACGAGAUAAACUGACUCGUCAACAGCGGUACGUAGAAGACGAGAUUGCUAAAUGCGAUAAACGCAUCCAGAACAUCAAAGGUGAUUGGGAGCUGCAAUUAGAAACAAUACUCGAGUGCUGUAACGAGACAUACCCAAGCCGCACCCUUCAAGAAUCUUCUGAUAAGUCAGCAUGCCAAAGCAACAAGAGGCUGAAGCUCUGUGAAUCUCUUCCUACUACUAAAAGUCUGUGUCAGAGACUCGAUGAUAUCUGUCUCAUGAAUAACUGGGUACUACCAAACUAUCGUGUGUCUCCAUCAGAUGGUGGCUAUGAAGCUGAAGUAAGAAUUAAGGGGAAUCAUGUCGCAUAUACAGUACAUGGAGAGGAAAAGUCUGAUGCUGAAGAAGCUAGGGAAUCUGCGGCAGCUUGCUUGCUAACUAAGUUACAAAACACAACAGCCAACUUGUCGUGACUGAGUGAGAUCCAAGAGCAACUCAGAACCCAAACUAACUUCCAUCAUGAGUAGAAAAGUCUGUAGAAAACAGUUGCAAGAUGCCAAGAUUGACCCCAUUCUACUGUUCAUACUUCUAGAUAUAUUUCAAGAUACAAAAGGUAUUAACUGAUGCAAUAACUUGCGUAGACCGAGCACCAAAGCCAGAGUUACUUUAUAAAUUUUCAUCAGUUCAACUUUGUAAUCAGAAUUCCUUUUCACUAUCAAACAAUCCAAGAAACU